UUGUUUUUUAAAUUACUACAGAAUAGAUGUGCUUUGCCUAAUUUUGCCGCGGUUUCCGCUUGGCAGCUGAGUACUUGCCGCGAUUCGAUUAAUUUUGAAGUUUUGACUAGGUUUUGUUUUAAGGAUAUCUUUAUAUAAACAUAUUGAAAGGAAAGCCAGCAAUUUUUCGUACGAAAACCAGUGUAAACAAAACAUUGAAACUUCUGGGUGUUUAUUGCUAGUAAGGCAAAAUGAGAGGCAUCAUUGUCCGAGUCCGCUUGAGGCAUUUCAU
Molecule: messenger RNA, 271 nt
Organism: Gryllus bimaculatus (two-spotted cricket)
Lineage: Eukaryota; Metazoa; Arthropoda; Insecta; Orthoptera; Gryllidae
Source: the annotation of a GenBank genome assembly